AGAUGAUGUUCUACGUUGAGAUUAAAAUUGUCUAAACCAACACAAUACAAUGGCUCCUCCCCUCAACCAGAAGCUCCAGGGCAAAGUCGCCGUCGUCACCGGCGGCGCCAGCGGCAUCGGAGAAGCCGCCGUCCGCCUCUUCGCAGCGUAUGGCGCCCGUGCCGUCGUGAUCGUCGACAUCCAGGACGAUAAGGGCCACGCCGUGGCCGACUCCAUCGGCUCCGACCGGUGUAGCUACUUCCAAUGCGACGUCACCGACGAAGAAAAAGUCCGAGCCCUCAUGGACUGGACCGCCGAAACCUACGGCGGGCUCGACAUCGUGUUCAGCAACGCCGGGACCAUAAGCCCCCCGAACCAAUCGAUCCUCGAGCUCGACCUCGCCGUCUACGACAGGGUGAUGAGGAUCAACGCGCGCGGGAUGGCGGUGUGCGUCAAGCAAGCGGCGCGCAAGAUGGUGGAGCUCGGGACGCGGGGCUCGAUCGUGUGCACGGCCAGCACGGCGGCCACGAUCAGCAGCCCGACCAACGUGGACUACACGAUGUCGAAGCACGCGCUGAUCGGGCUGAUGAACUCGUCGUUCCCGACGCUCGGGGAGCACGGGAUACGGAUCAACUGCGUGUCGCCCGGGGUGACGGCGACGCCUCUGGCGAUUAAUGUUUGGGCCGGCAAUGCUGAGGAGUUGGCGAAGAUGUCGGAGCCGCUUAUGUGCUUGAAAGGGGCGGCGCUCAAGGCAGAGAAUGUGGCGGAGGUGGCGGCGUUUUUGGGCUCCGACGAGUCGGCGUUCAUCACGGGUCAGAAUCUGGUGGUGGAUGGAGGCAUGAGCAUACAUGCUGUCAUUCAAACCAUGACCAGGGCGGCUGCUGCUGCUGCUGCUUCACAGCUCUAAUGUAUUAAGAAAUUUAUGGCAAUGCAAUGCAAGUGAUUAAUUAUGAUAAAUAACGUUGACAAAGUUUGAUUUGUCACUCUUUUGAAAUUAUAUAUACAUGUUUCCAUUUUUAUUUUCUA
Messenger RNA from Andrographis paniculata, 1005 nucleotides. Its product is annotated as (+)-cis,cis-nepetalactol synthase NEPS3-like. Lineage: Eukaryota; Viridiplantae; Streptophyta; Magnoliopsida; Lamiales; Acanthaceae. The transcript has a single exon. The record is from RefSeq and is a predicted model, not a curated record. Bases 50 to 886 code for a protein of 278 amino acids.